Messenger RNA from Tribolium castaneum (red flour beetle), 1147 nucleotides. RefSeq lists its product as hypothetical. Bases 145 to 960 code for a protein of 271 amino acids. The transcript has 5 exons. The record is from RefSeq and is a predicted model, not a curated record. Lineage: Eukaryota; Metazoa; Arthropoda; Insecta; Coleoptera; Tenebrionidae.
GGCAAGAAGUGUCAAAUUGGCUCGUUUUGCUUUAAUUCUAAUUCAGGAUAGGAUGGGGUGAAGUCAAUUUGCAGUACUAAACAUGGAAAUACGAACUCAUUCGGUUACGGGUUUUUGUGAUUAACAACAGGGUCUCUUGGAACCAUGUUUCACUAUUACGUUUUUGCAACGAUUCUGUGCUAUUUCCAUACAAAAGUCUCCGGUUAUCAAGUCAAGGAUGCUCCGCUCCUCACCAAGAGACCACCCUGGUUGCGAGUAUGCCGACGAUCGGACCCAGAACUGAACACCUGUCUCAACGACUUAUUUACCGAAAUGUUUCCGCAAUUAGCAAGAGGCAUUCCCGACAUGAACGUGGACCCCUUCGAGCCCUUAUUUCUGGACAAAGUCACCGUAAGUAAGGGCUCGGGCGCUAUCACGCUCACUGGAGGGCUCUACGAUUUGGUCGUGUCUGGCCCUUCGAAUUCCACGCCGACUUACACCGAAUUUGACGAAGCCAAGAAAACGUGGAAUUUCGGCCUAACUUUACCACUACUCUCUAUCAAAUCUCAAUACAACCUCAAGGGAAAAAUCCUGGUUUUGCCCUUAGUGGGACACGGGGCCUGUGACCUGAAAUUGUCAAAUGUGCAAACUAAGGUCACCACCACCGUGGAUUUCCCGCUCCGGGAGGGUCGCGAAGUUGUGAAAAUUGACAAAAUGCAGGUGGACUUUAAAGUUGGAGGGAUGAAAGUGAAACUUUAUAAUCUCUUCAACGGAAAUAAAGUUUUAGGCCAGACUGUUAACCAGUUUAUCAACCAAAAUGCGCUAGAAAUCAUCGGAGAGCUGAAAGAUAGCAUUGGUGAUAGCUUGGCUGGUAUUUUCACCGACAUCAUGAACAACGUUUUUACUAAAAUGCCGACUGAUCUUUGGUUCUUGAGCGAUGAAGAAUACGAAAAAUAUCAGAAAGAAUCAAAUAGCAAGUAGAAUAAUGCGUCUUAAUAGUGAUAUGUUUGGAUGUGACCUAAUGCUAGUGCUAUUCGAGAUCGGCAGUACAAAAUUUAGCUUAAACUUUUAAUUCUCUUUAUGUUAGGUUUUUCUUGAUUAGCAUGCGUAUUAUUUCCAAACAAGCUUUGUUGUUGUAUGUUUUUUAAACAAUAAAAAUUUAGCUGUA